AUGGGCAGAGAAAAGGAAUUACAGCGGAUUCCUGCUACUGUCUCGGUGCUCGGCCACCCCACGCCCGACCUGCGCGACCUGUACGCGCUGGGCCGCAAGCUCGGGCAGGGCCAGUUCGGCACCACCUACCUCUGCACCGACCUCGCCACGGGCGCCAACUACGCCUGCAAGUCCAUCUCCAAGCGCAAGCUCAUCACCCAGGAGGAUAUCGACGACGUGCGCCGCGAGAUCGAGAUCAUGCACCACCUCUCCGGCCACAAGAACAUCGUCACCAUCAAAGGCGCCUACGAGGACCAGCUCUACGUGCACAUCGUCAUGGAGCUCUGCGCGGGCGGCGAGCUCUUCGACCAAAUCAUACAGCGCGGACACUACGGGGAGCGCAAGGCCGCCGAGCUCACCCGGAUCAUCGUCGGGGUCGUGGAGGCCUGCCACUCGCUCGGGGUCAUGCACCGCGACCUCAAGCCCGAGAACUUCCUCCUCGCCAACAAGGACGACGACCUCUCGAUUAAGGCCAUCGAUUUCGGGCUCUCCGUCUUCUUCAAGCCCGGUCAAAUUUUCACCGAUGUUGUCGGAAGCCCAUAUUAUGUUGCCCCAGAAGUGCUGUGCGAGAAAUAUGGACCAGAAGCUGAUGUAUGGACCGCUGGUGUAAUUCUCUACAUUCUACUGAGUGGUGUACCCCCAUUUUGGGCAGAGACACAGCAAGGAAUAUUUGAUGCUGUAUUGAAAGGUGUCAUUGAUUUUGACUCUGAGCCAUGGCCUGUGAUUUCUGAUAGCGCAAAAGAUCUGAUAACAAGAAUGCUCAAUCCUUGCCCUGCGGAACGCUUGUCAGCACAUGAAGCUCUAUGCCAUCCAUGGAUUCGUGAUCAUGGAGUUGCUCCUGACCACCCUCUUGACACAGCUGAGCUGGAGAAGAUGGCCUUGCGGAUAAUAGCUGAGAGCCUGUCAGAGGAGGAAACUGAAGGGUUGAAGGAAAUGUUCCAGACUAUGGACGCUGAUAACAGUGGUGCAAUUACGUAUGACGAGCUCAAAGAAGGCUUGCGAAAAUACGGCUCCACACUGAAGGAUACCGAGAUACGUGAUCUUAUGGAAGCGGCGGAUGUGGACAACAGCGGAACGAUUGACUAUAUAGAGCACGAGGAACAUCUAAAGGCAGCCUUUUCAUAUUUUGACAAAGAUGGAAGUGGCUACAUCACAGUGGAUGAACUGCAGAAGGCUUGCCUGCAGCAUAACAUGCCAGAUGCUUUUCUUGACGACGUCAUUAAAGAAGCCGGCCAGGACAAUGAUGGCCGCAUAGACUAUGGAGAAUUUGUUGCCAUGAUGACCAAAGGCAAUAUGGGGGUGGGGCGAAGAACAAUGAGAAACAGCCCGAAUAUCAGCAUGAGGGACGCACCUGGUGCAAUCUAGACUUCCACGAUGUACAGCCUUUAGCUUCUUCCUGCCUUCCGGCUCUGUGUGGAUGUGUGUUUCUGGGGAUUCUGAUUUAGCUCGUCAAUUGAUUGGAUGAAAUGCAUACUAAGCUGGGUUGAUACGAUCUCACACGUUGCUGCUGCUUAAUCCCUGCAAUUGUUCAGUGAAUUACCUUGCACUAUACAUCUACCUGGAAUCGUUAACUCUUGAAA
This is a messenger RNA of Lolium rigidum, 1619 nucleotides long. Its product is annotated as calcium-dependent protein kinase 13-like. Gene Ontology annotation, biological process: protein autophosphorylation; intracellular signal transduction; peptidyl-serine phosphorylation. Lineage: Eukaryota; Viridiplantae; Streptophyta; Magnoliopsida; Poales; Poaceae. The transcript is spliced from 7 exons. Gene Ontology annotation, cellular component: nucleus; cytoplasm. Gene Ontology annotation, molecular function: ATP binding; calmodulin binding; calcium-dependent protein serine/threonine kinase activity. The coding region runs from base 1 to 1404 and encodes 467 amino acids. The record is from RefSeq and is a predicted model, not a curated record.